GUAUGGUUUGGAUUAACACUCCUCUUUCCUGAACCUGCCAUUUAUGACUCGUAUCAAGAAAGACUCUGAUAUUCAUCUUUGAACUGCAGGCCUUUCGUCUAGAGAUGCCCCAUUACCUUCUAAGUCCCGAAAAGCACCAACUAUAAGCACGAUGGAUAGAGGCACCGACUCAUACAAGCUAUCCUCGCAAUCUCGGUCGAAACUAAACGCUUUCCGGUACGGCAAACGAGAUGGACUGAGUCCGAAUAAAACUCCCCAGAAGACUGGGUCAGAACCUGGCCAUGCGAACAAGGAAAAUCAGACAUCUUGGUUAAAUGGGGUGGUGGGAAAUGAGCGACCAGAGACAGGAAAUCAGAAACACCCAACCGAGACAAAGGAAUCAAAGACACUGAAGGAAUGCCCCCACACUCCAGGAAACCGAAUCCCUCUGGCAGAUCUGAUCAGCAAUGCAGAGGAUGCCUUUAACCAGGCUCCAAUGCAGGAACUUACCCCAGAAGACUAUGUCAUCUGGCAGCAUGUGCCUGUGAGCUCGAAUCAGGAUGGAAUGUCCCAGACCCCUGCAACAAGGAGCAAGAAGCGCCGCCACAGUUCGUCCCCGACUAGUUCUCCCCUGGCAGGGACUUCGAAAAGUAGACGAAGAGGAUCUCUCGACCUACAGAACUAUCAGGGACUUAUCAAGACCCCUCAAAAUGACCUCGCCACCGACCUAUGGAAUAGCUAUGUGAGCAAAACUCUUGCCAACGGCAAUGGAGAACUACUUCAGCCACGCCUCACAAAUCUCCUUUCUUCUUCACCCCAAACCCCAGCAUCGAUGCGUACGGGUCGGGAUUCUUCAGGUCUCAGACGAUCGAAUAGCUGCAUGGCUGAAUGGCCUAGCUCGAGAGCCAAGCGGAGACGGGUCGAUAGAGAAAAGUUCGGAACAGGACGCAGCAUAUUCUCACGGACGAGGAGUAAUGUUAUCGACUCAGGGAACCACCAGGGCCCCGAUAUCAGUUCUCUUGUGAAGAAAAUUGAGGAAACUUUGCAAAAGGUGCCCAGGCCACCGCCAGACAUCUCUGACUCGUCUCCUAUUCCAGCGCGCAACCAUGUUCGACGUAAUAGGUCGGCGUCUCCGACAGAAGAUAGAAAAGGUCCAGCACCACCUUCAAGGAAGACAAGCCAAGUGCAAGAACCUAGGGUUAUUCAUGCUGUGCCUCAAGACAGGAAACCUUUGGAAGAAUCUUCGUCUGAUUACGGGGAUGACGACUUUGACCAGGACUUCUUUGAUCUUGCAGAAGCUUCCAUUGACCCCUUUGUGGAUGCCGAUUCCCCUCACCACGGCAAUGUAGCUCCGAGCGAAAACCGUGAGAACAACAGCGCUCCGACGGAAAUCCGCCUUCCAGCACAAGAACCAAAGAAGACUGAUGUGAUGAAUACAAGAAAUGACGUGGACAGGUCGACCAAUAACGAAGACACUUUUGAUGCUGACGAGUUUGACGAUGAUUUCGAUGGCAUUUCGGAUAGUAUGGAAGAUCUUCUCGCUGAAUGUGAUAAGACUCCAAGUAUGAAACUGGCAAACCCCAUGUCUGUGGAGCCAUUGGUCCCCAAGCAAACGAUGCCCGUGGCUGGAUAUGGGAAGCUUCCUGCAGGGAAAUCUGGUUCGCUCAAUCAAACGAACAUGAGUACAGAGUCACUCUCUGGUGAUGAAUUUGACGAUGAUGGCUUAGACUUGGAGGCUAUCGAACAGUCUAUGGUGCACUCGGAAGCAGUCGGAUCAAACAAUGUUCGUCAUUUUUAAGUGGGU
Messenger RNA from Aspergillus sclerotioniger CBS 115572, 1783 nucleotides. RefSeq names its product bifunctional ATP-dependent DNA helicase/ssDNA endodeoxyribonuclease DNA2. The record is from RefSeq and is a predicted model, not a curated record. Bases 152 to 1777 code for a protein of 541 amino acids. The transcript has 2 exons. Lineage: Eukaryota; Fungi; Ascomycota; Eurotiomycetes; Eurotiales; Aspergillaceae.